Messenger RNA from Racocetra persica, 1487 nucleotides. NCBI's taxonomy places the organism in Eukaryota, Fungi, Glomeromycota, Glomeromycetes, Diversisporales, Gigasporaceae. The record is from the annotation of a GenBank genome assembly.
AUAAAGACAUAUAUGGAUCUAAGCUUCUUAUACGAAACUGUUAUCUGCAAUUAUGUGAAUUAAUUGAAAAGGAUCGCGAACAAGAUGGCCCGGCCUUUAUCGGUUGUACUAUUACUGGUACACCUGUCUGGCAACGCAAUGAAAGAAAUUGUUAUCACUUCUUACCUGAUGGUAAUGUGCAAAAAGGGGAUAUUAGCCUGUUUGACGAGACACUAGAUAAUCCUAAUAACUUCCUUAUAAUCGAUGCGCAAGCUUUGGAAUUGAGAUAUAAGGCCUAUAUGAUCCUGCUCACGUCGCCGAGAGUGGAAAGAUUUAAUGAGGCUCUUAAAUGGUCAGGUUUUACUCAAUAUUACAUGCCAGUUUGGUAUCAAGAAGAAAUCAUCACGCUUUGGGACUUUCAAUAUAAGAAUAAGAAAAAUAGUAAAGGUGAAGAGUUCACAUUUGAAUUAGUUGGGGAAUUGUUAGGCAAGUGGGGCCCAAUACCCAGAUCGGUUCUUUUAAAGUGGGACAAUGUGGCAUAUCAGCGGAAAUACCAACAAUUAAUUAAUGAAGUCAACUUAGAAGAUUGUAUAAACUCUAUUGAUAAGGCGGGCAUGCCUACAGGCGCCAUUAGCGGUAGGCUUGUACAUCUUGACCCAGAUCCAAUGUUUGCAAGUGCAGUAUAUCGUUUUGCUUCUCCGAGGGUGUUUGAUAGGAUUAUUCAGGAAUAUGAAAUUAGAACAAAGAGGAACGCUCGUGAUUUAAUCAUGAGCAGUCACGAAUAUCCAAAGAUUGCCGGAUUUCGGGGAAAUAUAUUCGAAGAUUUUGCCCAUAGGGAGUUGCAAAAUGGUGGUACGUUUAGGGUGCGAUGCCUGAAUGAUGAUAACUCAGAGGUAAACGAAAGAAAUAUCAAGGAGAUGGAGUGUAACUGGUUCACGACACUGAAUGAAGCACAUGAGGAAUAUUAUAACAGACCAAAAUCAAAGAUAUUUGCAUCGGUUGAUUCUUUUAGCCUCGAUAGCAAAACCUUGGACCUGUACCAAAUGACUGUCUCAACAGAUCAUGGCAUUAAGAUAAAAGGGCUUAAUGACCUACUUGCAUGGAGAAAGGAUGUGAAUGACUUUAAUUUAUACUUUGUCGUGCCACCGGACAUUUUUAAAACAUUCCCCACGCAAAAAUACAAGACAGCCAAAGACGAAGAUUACCAAAAAAUUCCGAGAUGGAUUAACAAUAUCACCCAAUAUGCACUAGAGAUCAACUUGGGAAUUAGUAAUAAAAGUGCAAAAAAACGAUCUAGUGAUUCGAUGUCAGGAGACUAUGAAAAUGAGGAAACGACAGGGGGGACGAAUAAAGACGUGAAAAAACGAAAAAUGGAAGAGAGUGAUGCAAUGUUGGGAGACGACGAAAUUGGGGAAACGUCAGGGAGCAAUGUGAUUUCAGGACAGCUUGAUUUGAAGCGAUCAAGUAAUGUGAUAGACAAUGAAAGUGAGGAUGCGUCAAAGAGAUGA